Molecule: messenger RNA, 3319 nt
Organism: Ruditapes philippinarum (Manila clam)
Lineage: Eukaryota; Metazoa; Mollusca; Bivalvia; Venerida; Veneridae
Product: glutamate receptor-like
Exons: 18
Coding region: 393-3119 (908 amino acids)
Biological process (GO): synaptic transmission, glutamatergic; modulation of chemical synaptic transmission; monoatomic ion transport
Cellular component (GO): plasma membrane; postsynaptic membrane
Molecular function (GO): transmitter-gated monoatomic ion channel activity involved in regulation of postsynaptic membrane potential; glutamate-gated receptor activity
Source: RefSeq, a predicted model, not a curated record
CUUAGACCCUCUAUGCAGAUUCCGAUCUGAUUCUAAUUUGGCAUUAUACCAUUUCCGUUGGAUUCCUAUGGAGCGCUGUUAAUGGAUAAACGGCAGGGAGAAUCAUAAUCGGGAAAAACGACAGGCCCAUGUAAUCACGGAGCGGAAUUUAAAUUACAUUUUCAGACCAAAUUGAGGACGCUUUUUCGUUUGAAAUUCAGUGUUAUUUGAUUAAGAACUCACAAGAACGAUAUAAUCGUUUAGCGCAUGCGCGUUGAGUCACAUUAUUUUUUUGUAAAUAUCUCCUUUUCAGAGAUGGUGACUGUGUUUUGUAAUGCAAAUUCCAAUAGAAAUGGAUUAAUAUGUGGAAUUAAAUCUAGAUUUUUGGUGUGAUUUGAUAUUGUUGCACAAAUAUGGAGUUAUGGAGAAGACUCCGCAUCACUGAAAUCGUAUAUUUGUCGCCAGUUUUCUUAUAUUUUGUGUUUUGUACAGAAUAUCCCAUCGGUGCAAUUUUUGAUGAAAACUCUUCUGAUAUUAAAUACGCCUUCGAGAAGGAAAUAGAAUUUUUAAGUCGUCAACCCGACGCUAUUCCAAUUAAAGCGGAAAUACAAUUAUUAAAGUCCACUGAUAGUUUUGCAGUCAGCAAUGCAAUAUGUUCACUUUUGAGGAAGGGAGUAUAUGGUAUCAUCGGAGUGUCUGAUGCAUCAGCCUUACCUACCAUACAGUCUUAUAGCAACAAUUUUAAGGUGCCUUUCAUAGCUUUGAGCAUGAUUCAAAAUUCUUCAAGCCAUGGCGAUUUUCAGCUUUUUAUGAGACCGGUUUACGUGAACGGUCUUUUAGAUGUAAUUAUCAAAUAUGGCUGGGAGAGAAUAUUGUACAUUUACGAUACGGACGAAGGUUUAAUCCGGCUACAACAGUUAUUCCAAGCUGUCAAUACAAGGGAACAUUUUAUAGACAUUGAUGUUAAAAGGGUUCAAAAUGCCGAAGACUGCUAUAACAUGCUGAAGGACCUACAUAAAAAGGACGAGAAAACCACAAUUAGAGUGUUUCUAGAUAUACCAACGGAAAGCGCAGAAACAGUUAUCGUAAAGUUGAAAAACGACACAACUGUCAUGAAUCACAAAUUUCACUUUUUAUUAGGAGAAUUGAGGAUAGAAGAAAUGAAUUUGGCACCUUUUAAAAAUGGCGGCAUAAAUAUCACAGGUUUUCAGUUGCUGAAUUACACAACAUUAUUGAAAAAGAGUGCAAUAAAUAAGGCUUGGAAAAUAUGGGAUUGGCCGGACCCAAGCUAUUCUCAUCAAAUACCGUUGGAACCAGCUCUUGUAAUUGAUGCGGUAAACAUAUUCCAGCGGGCUUUAAAACAGCUCUACAAGAACAGGAAUGUCUACAACGAUUUCAAUGAUCGACAGUUUAAAAAUAUGAAAUGUACCGAUAAUAAUUAUGUGAGCCCAAAUAAUGGAACAAAUAUGAUGAUGAAACUCAAAGGAAAUGAGAUUGAAUUUACCGGGUUAACUGGAAAAGUGAGUUUUGACGAAAACGGUUUCAGGAAUAAGUUCAAGCUCCAUCUACUCGAGAUCACAAUGAAUAUGGGUCUAGCCGAGGUUGGUUACUGGAAACGUGACACCGGUUUGACGUCACAAGAACCCAACAGGAGACGCCCUGACCAGGAAAAGAAGAAAAAGAAACGGAUAGUCACCACUAUUAUUGACGAUCCAUAUAUGAUGUACAAGGACGAGGCAACUAAAGCUCUAAAACCCCCAUGUGGGAAGGAACAUUUUAUAGGUUUUUGUGCGGAUUUAGCAAAGGAAGUGGCCGCGCAUGUCAAGUUUGAUUACGACAUUUGCGUUGUUAAAGAUGGCCUGUAUGGAGAAUUACUUAUGAAUAAAACGUGGAAUGGUAUGAUUGGAGAAUUAACUCGUGACGAGGUUGAUCUGGCUAUUGCACCAAUAACGAUUACGUCACAGCGCGAGCGGGUUGUGGACUUUACGAAACCGUACAUGAGCUUGGGAAUCAGUAUUAUGAUCAAGAAGACAGCAGUUAAGAAAGCUAGUGUCUUUUCAUUCAUGGACCCGCUUUCCUACGAGAUAUGGAUGUGUAUACUUUUUGCUUAUAUUGGAGUCAGUGUCGUCCUCUUCCUUGUAAGCAGGUUCAGUCCUACAGAGUGGCACGUAGAUGACGGCGCCAGUAUUUCAAAUGACUUUACUAUAUCAAACAGCCUCUGGUAUUCUCUUGGAGCCUUUAUGCAGCAAGGUUGUGAUAUUUCACCCAGGUCAGUAUCAGGUAGAAUAGUCGGGAGCGUCUGGUGGUUCUUCACCCUGAUCAUAAUUUCCUCGUAUACAGCCAACCUGGCUGCCUUCCUUACCGUGGAGAGAAUGUUGACGCCAAUCGAAUCCGCGGAAGAUUUAGCCAAACAGACUGAGAUCCAGUACGGUAUCCUCGCUUCCGGCAGCACUGCAAGCUUCUUCCAGCAAUCAAAGUUUCCCGUGCAUGAGCGUAUGUGGGCAUAUAUGCAAUCUGCCAGUCCAAGCGUUUUUGUGAAAAGUAAUCAAGAAGGUAUCGAAAGAGUUCGGAAAGGAAACUAUGCGUAUUUGAUGGAAUCUACAACAAAUAAAUAUACAAAUAUGCGGAAACCUUGCGACACAAUGCAAGUCGGACCGAACUUGGAUUCCAAAGGUUAUGGCAUUGCUACACCCAUUGGAUCAGAUCUCAGAGAUCAGCUCACUCUAGCUGUGUUGAAAUUAAGAGAGGCUGGGAGGUUAGAGGAGAUGCAGAAAGAAUGGUGGGAGAAAAGAUCAGAAUGUCCGACAAAAGAAAAUAAUCAGGAUGGUGGCCAAGCCGAAUUGACGUUAGAAAACGUGGCCGGUAUAUUUUACAUUCUAGCUGGUGGACUAACACUAUCUGUCAUCAUUGCAUUUUUCGAAUUCAUUUAUAAAUCAAAACUAGACUCCAAACGUUCAAAGAAACCAUUUGGAUCUGUGUUGCGAUGUAAAGCGAGGUUGUCUUUCCGUGGAUCCCUGGAUAGGGAUAAUCCUAAUCCUAGUUCCCCACUCAGAAAAUCCAUGUCAACUUAUACAUAUACUGGUCCUUCCCACGUAGCCGGGGCGGAUGGAUUUCCAGAUAAUCUUCAUACUCAAGUAUGACCAAGGCAUCAUAACAACGAUUCUUCCAUUUAGCCAUAUUUAGCAUGUAAUAAUACAACGUAAAUUUUAAUACUGAUAGUAAUAGAAAUCGGCAAUACGACACUAAAAGUUAACCUGCGCAAGUGUGGGUAAAUACUAUUUAUAGCUCACAAGCACGUGAUGUCAACAUAUUGUCGACGAAUUUACUAUGACCUUGCCAU